Messenger RNA from Fusarium keratoplasticum, 1725 nucleotides. Its product is annotated as AA-permease domain-containing protein. Gene Ontology annotation, cellular component: membrane. The coding region runs from base 1 to 1725 and encodes 574 amino acids. The record is from RefSeq and is a predicted model, not a curated record. Gene Ontology annotation, biological process: amino acid transmembrane transport. Gene Ontology annotation, molecular function: amino acid transmembrane transporter activity. The transcript has 2 exons. Lineage: Eukaryota; Fungi; Ascomycota; Sordariomycetes; Hypocreales; Nectriaceae.
AUGUCCAAGACACAGGAUUCCAUCCCUGGCUCCGUUACCUCUCGGGUGUCAAUCGAAAAGAUCCAAGAUGCAUCUCAGUGCUUUGAGACUAAGCCAGAGAUUGAUGGAAGCCAUGAUUACAUCCAGACCGGCAACACGGAUGGUCUCCAGCGCAGUCUGACAAACCGAAAGGUCCAACUGUCUGCCAUCGGUGCCUCCAUCGGUACUGCUCUGUUCAUGAGCAUCGGUGGAGUCCUCAUCAAAGCCGGUCCUGCGAGCCUGUUGCUGGCAUUUGUUACCUACAACAUAUUUUUGGCUAUGCUGAAUAACUGCAUUGCUGAGAUGGUUGUUUAUAUGCCCGUCAGCGGUGGUUUUAUUCGCAUGGCUGGCAAGUGGGUUGAUGAUGCUCUUGGCUUCAUGGUUGGAUGGAAUUUCUUCCUGUAUCAGGUGGUUAUCAUCCCUUUUGAGAUUACUGCCUUGAGCUUGGUGCUGUCUUACUGGAGUGAUAAUAUUCCUGUUGCGGCAAUCUGCGGUGGCUGCAUUGUGCUCUAUGGUCUCCUCAACGCCUUCACGGUCAAAGUCUACGGCGAAUCCGAAUUCUGGCUCUCCGGUGGCAAAGUCGUCCUCCUCUUCAUCCUCCUUUCCUUCACCUUCAUCACAAUGGUCGGCGGGAACCCUCAACAUGACGUAUAUGGUUUCCGCUACUGGAAGAACCCUGGCGCCUUUGCGGAGUUCUCGUCAACUGGUAUGCUUGGCCAGUUUGAGGGCUUCUUGGCUGCUCUUUGGGCUGCAUCGUUCACCUGUGUUGGACCUGAGUUUGUCUCCAUUGUCGCGGCUGAGGCUAAGCAUCCUCGAAUUUAUAUCAAGACGGCUUACAAGAUUGUAUACUUGCGAAUCUUGGUCUUUUACAUCGGUUCGGCUAUUGCUGUUGGUAUUCUCGUUCCCUUCAACGAGCCUACCAUGACGGCCAUCUUCAAUGGUGAGACUGGACACAGUGGAAGUGCGGCUGCUUCCCCAUACAUUAUUGCUAUGGGUAACCUAGGCAUUGGUGUUUUGCCUCACAUUAUCACGGCACUCAUCUCAACCACCAUCUUUGCCGCGGGCAAUAGUGUCACUUACUACGGCAUCCGAUCUCUCUACGGACUGUCCAUCGAGGGCCGCGCGCCCAAGUUCCUCCGAAAGACCACCAAGCAGGGCGUUCCCAUCUACUGCGUCGCCGUAGUCAUGGUGUUCCCCUUCUUGUCCUUCCUUCAGAUGUCCAGCGGUUCCGCCCAGGUCCUAACUUGGCUCAUCAAUUUGGCUACGGGAUGCACCAUUGUCGACUACAUCGUCAUCGCCAUCACAUACAUCUGCUUCUAUCGUGCCACCGUCGUGCAAAAGUUUGACCGCAAGAGCCUUCCCUACCGUGGUUGGUUCCAGCCGUACUCUGCUUGGCUGGCGCUGGUCUGGGAGAUUCUUAUCAUCACCUUUUACGGAUACAAGAGUUUCUCUCCCUGGGACGUCGGUUCCUUCUUUACCUACUAUGCCAUGGUUAUUCUGAUGCCAAUUCUAUUCUUUGGAUGGAAGUACGUCAAGGGCACCAAGUGGCUCAAGCCAGAGGAGGUCGAUCUUGUUUGGGAUGCUCCCUAUAUCGCCGCUUACGAAGAGGCCACCCCUGAUCGUCCCGUCGGAUUCUUUAGGGACUGUUGGCAAUCUCUUCCGUUUAAUAAGCCCAAGAACAAGACCGAGGAGGCGAUCACUUGUUAG